AUGGCUUCCGCAGGUGAUGGAGGGGGCUCCCUGCCACCCAACUUCUUCUUGACCCCGCACCAGCAGAACCUUCUCUUUGCUGCUCUCAACACCAACAACCAGCAGAAUCCUGCGUCUCCCACCCAGAACACACUCGCUCUGUCCCCCAACUCGUUCAAGAGCUCUCCAAUGCGGCCCAUGGACAGUGGUGCCCUCAACGAGAGUCCCUAUCUCGACAACAGCUACGAGUACGAAUUUGGCGAUUCCACCUUUGACUUUUCCUUUGCCAGCGCCGAUCAACCCAGCAUGAUCGGGGACAUACCCGACACCGCCCAAUCCGACUCGACCGAGAACGAGUCUAGCGAGAAGAGGGGUCAUCCCGACGAUGAGGACGACGGCUCCGCUCCGGGAAACGAUUCCAAACGCCAUGAGAGCACCGACAAGGUUCCCAAGAAACCUGGCCGGAAGCCCCUCACGUCCGAGCCAACCUCGAAGCGCAAGGCCCAGAAUCGGGCUGCGCAGCGGGCCUUCCGAGAGCGGAAAGAAAAGCAUCUCAAAGACCUCGAGACCAAGGUGGAGGAGUUGGAGAAGGAGUCGGCGGCCACGAACCAUGAAAAUUCAAAGCUGCGCGCUCAGGUUGACAGCAUCACUGCCGAGCUGGGCCUCUACAAGCAGAGGCUGUCGGUCAUGUCUAGCAUGAACAAGACCACGGUCCCGAGGGAAAAGGUCCCUUUCGGAAACGCUGCCCUCGUCAACCUAAGCGACGUCAACUUCCAGUUCGAGUUCCCCAAGUUCGGAAGUCUACCCGGUCCGCCGUCCAACAAGCAGUCGACCCCCUCUCAACCUAUCAGCCCUCAGCCGAAUGGACAACUGCUGAGCGCCCAGAGCACCGGUGCCAAAUCCCCUGCGCCUGUCCAACCUUCUGUUCAUGAUGGCCUGCCCACCUUUUCCGGCAUCUUCACUCCGUCCAUGAGCAACUCCUACAGGACAGGCUCGAGGAUAAGUCUGGAUUCUGGAAACGCGAGCCUCGGAGGCGCCAUCAGCUCCCCAUCUGCGUCGUCAAACUCCAACGCCGGUCCUAGCUCUUCUUGCGGCACCUCGCCCGAGUCUUCGAACCAGUCUCCCAUGGCCUUCAAACCACUGGAGACGCUCACGACGAUUGGCGAGGAGCAGAAUGCCGCCACGCAGUUCACCGCCGUGGACAUUGCAAGUCCCAGCUUUGACUGGUUGGCGAACCAGAACGGAGGUCACUUCGAUCCACAACUCUUCGGCGACUAUCGUGAGCCACAAGACAACAUUCUCUCCAACCCGAACCUCGACGAAUUUUUCAACGAUGCCUUCAAUGCUGAUUUCGUGACGCCCUACAACACAGCACCCGCCUCAAUGAUGCCCAAGAAGAAUCUCAUUGACGAAAUCGACGCCCAGCAGAACUCGGUGGAUGAUCACCCGCCGAAGAACAUGAACUGCAACCAAAUUUGGGAGAAAUUGCAAGAUUGCCCCAAGGCGCAGAGCGGCGAGUUUGACUUGGAUGGUCUCUGCUCCGAGCUCACCAAGAAGGCCAAAUGUUCCGGCAGCGGCCCUGUUGUCGGAGAGAAAGACUUUGACACAAUAUUGAAAAAAUACAUGGGCAAGGAUGUGUCAUCCAAAUGCGUCGCCAGCACCCUUGGUAUCUCGGUCAAGCAAGAGCAGCCCAACGGAGUGGCGAUACCGUAA
Messenger RNA from Drechmeria coniospora, 1692 nucleotides. RefSeq names its product AP-1-like protein. Gene Ontology annotation, molecular function: transcription cis-regulatory region binding; DNA-binding transcription activator activity, RNA polymerase II-specific. The transcript is spliced from 3 exons. Gene Ontology annotation, cellular component: RNA polymerase II transcription regulator complex. NCBI's taxonomy places the organism in Eukaryota, Fungi, Ascomycota, Sordariomycetes, Hypocreales, Ophiocordycipitaceae. Bases 1 to 1692 code for a protein of 563 amino acids. The record is from RefSeq and is a predicted model, not a curated record.